Messenger RNA from Nerophis lumbriciformis (worm pipefish), 2307 nucleotides. The record is from RefSeq and is a predicted model, not a curated record. NCBI's taxonomy places the organism in Eukaryota, Metazoa, Chordata, Actinopteri, Syngnathiformes, Syngnathidae.
AUGGAGGAAAAGGGAUGUUCGUCUGUGGAGUACUCUGUGCAGCGGCAGGUUCUAGAUGAGUUAUGUCUGGACCAAGUGGCAAAAAAGGGCAAAUGGUCAGCAAAGCCAACCUUCAGAGAACAGCUGAAAAGCUUCUUCAGAUGCUCAGUGCCCCAUGCGAAGGAAAUAUUGUUACGUUGGAUACCUGUUCUUGGCUGGCUGCCUAAAUACUCCAUUAAAAAAUACGCACUUGGGGAUUUGAUCUCUGGCUGCAGUGUGAGCAUCAUGCAUCUACCACAGGGCAUGGCAUAUGCUCUUCUAGCUUCUUUGCGCCCUGUGUUUGGCCUGUACACAUCGCUCUUUCCAGUGCUGGUUUAUUUAAUCUUUGGCACGUCCAAACACAUAUCCAUUGGUACGUUUGCAGUGAUCAGUAUCAUGAUUGGAAGUGUGACGGAGCGGCUGGCUCCUGACAGUAACUUUCUAGUUAAUGGUACUAAUGGCACAGUAAGUGUAAAUUUGGAUGAACGGGAUGCUUACAGAGUACAGAUAGCCUGUUCACUGACAGUCCUGGCAGGGUUGUUUCAGAUACUGUUAGGUAUGGUGAGGUUUGGUUUUGUGGUCACCUACUUAUCUGAGCCACUGGUCCGAGGCUACACCACAGCAUCAGCGUGCCAUGUGUUGGGUUCCCAGCUCAAAUAUUUGUUUGGUGUAAAUCCAGCUCGCUUCUCUGGUCCUCUUUCACUCAUUUAUACACUGGUGGAAAUCUGUCGCUUGAUACCGCAGACGGUAAUACCUGAACUGGUGGUGAGUCUGGUGUCACUCACUGUCCUCAUUGUGGUCAAAGAGUUUAAUGGACGCUUUAGGCAUAGGCUGCUGCUGCCUAUUCCCAUAGAGCUCAUAGUGAUCAUAGCAGCAACAAUCAUAUCUCAUUUUGGUCAACUUCCCGAUAAAUACAACAUUAAUGUUGUUGGUGAGAUACCGAGUGGGCUUCAGGCUCCCAGAGCCCCCGACGCGACGCUGUUCUCUGCUGUGAUAGGCGAUGCUUUUGCUGUGGCCAUUGUGGGCUACGCCAUCGCAAUUUCCCUUGGUAAAACGUUUGCUCUUAAACAUGGCUACCAGGUGGAUAGCAACCAGGAGCUGGUUGCCCUCGGACUUAGCAAUACCAUUGGCAGCUGUUUUCAGUGUUAUACCGUGACUUGCUCAAUGUCUCGAAGCCUCGUCCAAGAAAGCACGGGAGGAAAGACACAAAUUGCAGGACUGAUUUCUUCCGUCAUCGUUCUGAUUACGGUGUUGAAAAUAGGGUCUCUCUUUGAAGAUCUCCCAAAGGCUGUCUUAUCAACAAUAGUGUUUGUGAACUUAAAAGGAAUGUUUAAGCAGUUUAUGGACGUGCCUAUGCUGUGGAAGACCAACAAGGUUGAUUUGCUUGUGUGGCUGGUAACAUUCGCAAGCACCAUUCUGCUUAAUUUGGACCUGGGUUUGGCAGUCUCCAUUGCCUUUUCUCUGCUGACAGUUAUCUUCAGGACCCAGCUGCCACGUUAUUCAAUCUUGGGCCAAGUGCCAGGCACCAACUUGUAUCUUGAUGUAGACUCAUACAAAGAGGCUAAAGAAAUUCCUGGAAUUAAAAUCUUCCGUACUUCUGCAACUAUCUAUUACACCAAUGCUGAAAUGUACUUGGAGGCCUUACAAGAGAAGAGCGGCAUUCAAAUUGCAAAGCUGCUGGCAGUAAAGAAAAAAGAAGCUGAAGCAGUGAAGAAACAGAAUAAGAAAGCCAAAAACGAGCAAACUAACCAAAGGGCCAGAAAUUAUCUAAAUGGCAUAUUCUCUUUUGGAAAGAAAAAAAAAUCUGCAGAAGUAAAAGGACAAAAUUCCAAGUUUGCCGGAGCCGAGAACUUGACAGAAUGUCCAGUUAAUAUACUGUUCAAAGGCCAAGUGAACAAAGCCUACGAAUCUGACUAUUCCGACAUGGCCUCCAAGCAGUCAGACAGUAUUACCCUGGCUUCACAAGACAGCGAUGACAAGAUAUGCCCCACUGAUGUUUCCUGCCCUCACAGCCUCAUCUUGGACCUCUCAACAACCAGCUUUCUGGACACGGUGGCUGUCAAGACCCUGAAAAAUAUAUUCAGGGAUUUGGGAGAAAUUGGUAUAGGGGUCUAUCUCAGUGACUGUCAAGCCUGCGUGGUGGAGGAGCUGGAAAGAGCAGGUUUCUUCUCAGAGUCGAUCCCAAAAAGCAGGCUUUUUGUCACUAUUCAUGAUGCAGUGCUUCAUAUCCUCGACAAAUUGGGGCAGACUGACAACUUCCACGAUGUUUUCUACAUCACCGAAAUGUGA